AAUAGUUCUCGGGAGAGGCUCCAAAGUCUGACAAGGAAAUUGCAAAAGCGGAGUUGACUCGAAAGCUUUCUGGGCGGCAGCUGCCAGGAUAGCCGAAGAAAGGCAGCCUGUAGCCUUUGGAAUUUGCAUCCUUUCAUGGCAUAAUAAUGGAAAAUAAUCUCUCUCAAUGCCAGUGGAGCAUACAGUAGGCCCACUUGAAGGUAAAAUGACAUGUAUAUGGUUGAUGGUUGGUCUUACUGCUUUAAUGCAAGGACAGAGUGAAGCCAAUGCUGGUUCCUGCAAAGACCUUGGAGUGGACUUUCAUCGCUUCUUUGUGGCAGAAGGAGAAGCUAUGGUGCUAUCUUGUACACUGCUGGAUCCUCUUAUCUUAAAAAGCUUUGCAGGCUCAGAGUACAACAUCAGCUGGUAUAAAAAUGAGACAGGAGAGGAGUACACCUCAGGAGAAUCCACAAUAAGUGCACAAAAUGAGCUGCUUUGGUUUCUUCCAGCCUCACUAACUGACAAUGGCCAUUACGUUUGUGUUCUCAGAAAUUCUGUCAAUUGCAUUAAACAAGCUAUAUUUGUAAAUGUUCACGAAGAAAGAAGAAAUCAUUGCAUCCACGAUAGUCUGGUCUAUUUGCAACAACUGAAAACUUUACCUAAUGGUAACAUUAUUUGCUCUGAUGUGAAGACCUUUAUAGAGAGAUCAGAAGCACAUACUAUACACUGGUACAAGGAAUGUAAAGCAAUUCAAAACGAUGACAAAUUUAUUUCUUAUGGAAACAAACUUUUGGUUCAACGUGUCAGUCUGGAGGACAUUGGGAUUUACACUUGUGAAAUAACAUUUCGGCUGAAUGGCACUGAAUACAAAGCAACAAGGACCAUAGACUUAAAUGUGAUAGAUGAUUAUUAUUUACAGCCAUUGGUUGUUUCCCCUUCUAAUAAUACAAUUGAAACCAGGCUUGGCUCUUACUUCAGUGUUUACUGUGAAGUUUUUAUAGGGGAUCUUCCAGCCAGCCCCCUUAGUAAUAUAUACUGGGUUGUAAACGAGACAGAGUUUAUUGAUCCAAGUCGCUUCACAGCAGGAAACAUGUCGGAAAAACCAGUGUCAGGUGGAAAGCUCCAGCAAGUUCAGCUUAUAAUUACAGAGGUGAAAGAAAUUGACUUUUACACAAACUUCAGCUGUCAUGUAAUCAGUGGAAAAGGACACUCUGUAGGAUAUUUCAGACUGAAGCCAUCUAGACCCAGCUUUUUGGUUCAUGUUGGAGUAUUCUUUUCUAUAAUUCUAGUAUUCACUAUAAUCAGUGCAGUUAUUUAUAAAUUCUUCAAAAUUGAUAUCAUUCUCUGGUACAGAAAAUCAUGUCACCUCAUUAGAAAAAAACAAGAAAGCGAUGGAAAGACUUACGAUGCGUAUGUUGUUUAUUCCAAAAAUAAUCCUUGGGCACCGUCAAACAAGGCUGCUCAGUUUGCUCUUCAGAUUCUUCCUCAUGUGCUGGAGAAGAAAUGUGGAUAUAAACUUUUCAUAUUUGGUAGAGAUGAACUGCCUGGUGAAGCUGUGACAGAUGUGGUGCUGAAAAACAUUCAGAAAAGCAGAAGAUUAAUUUUCAUCUAUGCGUCUAAACUAUAUGAUGAAGAGGAUCCCCUUGUUCUGUUUGAACUCCACACUGGAUUGUAUGAUGCCUUGAUAUGUAAUAAAGUAAAAGUCAUUUUGAUUGAGCUGGAGGUAAUACGAGACUAUUCUGGCUUUCCUGAAUCAGUAAAAUAUUUUAAGGAGAAGCAAGGAGCUGUACAUUGGAAAGGAAGCUUCACAGGGAAAUACAUGUCACCAUCAACCCGUUUUUGGAAACAAGUCCGAUACCUCAUGCCAAUGAUUGAGGAAAAACAGUCAGAUAAAAACAAUUUUUCUCUCUCUGUUUAAUAUAUGAAUUGUCCUUAAAAUACAGCCUUGUAAAUACGUAGUGACACUACAGUUCUUUUUAUAUUUUGGGUAUGUGUGAUGAAUUGUGAGUGUUUGGUUCAAUGUACACAUUAUUUUUACAAAGCACUAUUCCAAAUGAGACACAAAAAGAAAUUCAAAAGACACUUUCAAUUCCCUAUGAAAAUUAAAAACAAUAAAAAU
Erpetoichthys calabaricus (reedfish) is the source of this 2098-nucleotide messenger RNA. RefSeq names its product interleukin-1 receptor type 1-like. The record is from RefSeq and is a predicted model, not a curated record. Bases 167 to 1897 code for a protein of 576 amino acids. The transcript is spliced from 12 exons. Gene Ontology annotation, molecular function: interleukin-1 receptor activity. Lineage: Eukaryota; Metazoa; Chordata; Cladistia; Polypteriformes; Polypteridae. Gene Ontology annotation, biological process: signal transduction.